Brassica oleracea var. oleracea is the source of this 1457-nucleotide messenger RNA. Its product is annotated as basic leucine zipper 34-like. The transcript has 4 exons. Gene Ontology annotation, molecular function: DNA binding; DNA-binding transcription factor activity. Gene Ontology annotation, cellular component: nucleus. Gene Ontology annotation, biological process: positive regulation of DNA-templated transcription. The record is from RefSeq and is a predicted model, not a curated record. NCBI's taxonomy places the organism in Eukaryota, Viridiplantae, Streptophyta, Magnoliopsida, Brassicales, Brassicaceae. The coding region runs from base 326 to 1246 and encodes 306 amino acids.
AUUCAUUCACCCUAUCUAUAUAUCUCCUUAAUAUAACUACCAUUCGUUAAACAUAGCCAUUUUGGUUACUCAUUUCCGUUUUCUCCCUUCUUCCUCUCCUCCUUCCUUUUUUUUUUUUUAUGUUUCCUAUAUAUGGUUUAGGACGUUGAUCUUAUUCCACUUUCCAUUUGGUUCAAAUUUCGUUUUUUCUUUCCUUUGUUUUCGUUUUAGGUUUUUGUUAUUAUGUUUUGGGUUUUAACGUUAGUUUCUUGUAAUUAAUUAAGGUCUUGUCUUCUAUUUUUUCUCCAUAAAUCUUGUAAAUUCAGAUUUGUUUUUCUUCUUUUCAAUGGCACAACUCCCUCCUAAAAUCCCCAACAUGACACCACAUUGGCCUGACUUUUCCCAAAAACUCUCUCAUUUUUCCACCGCAGCCGCGUCAUCCGCCGUACAAAACCCAUCAUGGGUCGAUGAGUUCCUAGACUUCUCAGCGUGUCGCCGCGGCAAUCACCGUCGUUCUAUAAGCGAUUCCAUCGCUUUCCUCGAAGCUCCAAUCGUCACAAGCCAUAUGGAAGAACACAACUUCGAUAAGUUCGACGACGAGCAGUUCAUGUCCAUGUUCACGGAGGACGACGAUGACUUACGUAAUAAUCGUUCCCAUAACAACAAGAAUGUGGGACCCAGUGGCUGUUCCUUGAACACAUCCACGCAGGCCGAUCAUAAGAGCUUUAACGACGAUGAAGAACCGCCGUCCGAUCAUUAUAUGAAAGAUAAUAAUAACAACCGUAACGACGAGGUCCGGAGCAAAUGCAAGACGGAGCCUGAGGACGGUACGGCGUCGAGUAACAACUCCGGCGAUAGCUCCAGCAACAGAAUUAUUGAUCCCAAAAGGGUUAAGAGAAUAUUAGCAAAUCGGCAAUCAGCACAGAGAUCAAGGGUGAGGAAACUGCAAUAUAUAUCAGAGCUCGAACGUAGCGUCACUUCAUUGCAGUCGGAAGUAUCAGUGUUAUCGCCAAGAGUCGCGUUCUUGGAUCACCAGCGUCUGCUUCUCAACGUCGACAACAGCGCUCUCAAGCAACGAAUCGCUGCUUUAGCUCAAGACAAGAUUUUCAAAGACGCACAUCAAGAAUCAUUGAAGAGGGAAAUAGAGAGACUUCGACAAGUGUAUCAAAAAAAAAGUUUCAAGAAAAUGGAGAAUGCAAAUCAUUCACCAGAGACAGGAGUCGACAUAAAGCUGUCUAUUGAAAAAGAGCAGAUGCUCAACAUCUAAUAACUCGUUAUAAUCAACAAGAUAUAUACUCAUUUUUCUUUGCAAAGUUCUUGACUGUAAAAUUACUUUCGGUCAAAAAAUUUAGUAGAUGAUAUUAUGCUUAUCACAUAUUGUAAGGGGUUAAUGGAAGGGAAAUAAUCAGUUGUUGUUUGUAAAAAGAACUAGUUGAUUUAUUUUUAAUAGUGCAGGGAAUUAAUGAUUUGUGUACUAA